AUGUCUGCGGUGAUUAACUCUCGACCAACUUCCUCCGCUGCUGGUAACAGUAUCGGAGAGGAAGCGAGACCAGAUUCCACGAAAAAUCCCGUUCCAGCUUUACUUCACAAAAUCGAAGGUCAUGUUGCUCGGGUAAACGACGUAUAUUUACUGUCAAAAGAGGAGGGCGUGUGGACUUGCAGCGAUGACCGAUCUGUCAGGCUCUAUCUGAAAAGAGACAAUGGACAGUUUUGGCCUUCCAUCCAUAAAAUCAUGCCUGUCGCUCCUACUUGCCUUUAUUACAGUGAAGAAACUUCUAGGCUUCUUGUCGGCCUUCUCAAUGGCCAUGUAUAUGAAUACCAUGUAGCAGAUGAUUAUAAUACUAUGAGCGAUCCCGAAGCAAGGAGGGUUCUCGUACUGUUCGUUCAAUUCGCUGAGAUUAUUUUCAUCUUUUUGUCGUCGAAAAGGGAUGCGUGUGAAGAUCAGAUCUUUAGAAGACUGGUAGCGCUAUAUACAUCUGCUCAAUUGACCGGCGAUACUCCUGAUUGUAUAGUAUCUGUUUCGAGAUUUUUCUCAUGGGUACAACGCAAAGCAGCGCGUUUGCUGCCUUCGACGCGUUGA
Molecule: messenger RNA, 600 nt
Organism: Cylicostephanus goldi
Lineage: Eukaryota; Metazoa; Nematoda; Chromadorea; Rhabditida; Strongylidae
Source: the annotation of a GenBank genome assembly